This is a messenger RNA of Microdochium trichocladiopsis, 222 nucleotides long. Its product is annotated as histone-fold-containing protein. The transcript is spliced from 3 exons. Lineage: Eukaryota; Fungi; Ascomycota; Sordariomycetes; Xylariales; Microdochiaceae. The annotation marks the transcript as partial. The record is from RefSeq and is a predicted model, not a curated record. Gene Ontology annotation, biological process: nucleosome assembly. Gene Ontology annotation, molecular function: structural constituent of chromatin; protein heterodimerization activity; DNA binding.
AGACGGCUCGCGCGGCGCGGUGGUGUCAAGAGAAUUUCCGGAAUGAUUUACGACGAAACUCGUGUGGCUCUCAAGGACUACCUCAGGACGGUUCUUCAGGACUGCAUUGUGUGCAUAGAGCACCGAUCGGCCAAGACGGUCACGAUUGGCGAUGUUUUGUUUGCACUCAAGCGCCAAGGCCGUCCUAUAUACGGCUUCGACAAUGAGACAGGCCGCCACUGA